AUGGCGCCCAGCUCCUGCGGGCUGGCACGGCCCGGCCCCCGCUCACACGCUGCUCUCAGCAGGGUCCUCCGAGCCCAGCUGCCGCCAACGGCCUCUGAAAGAAGCGAAGGGAUGUGUGACGCUGUGUUGGGCUCAGGGACACGCCUCAGACCCCGAGAGCCCCUUCUGGCAGAUCCCAGCCUCCCUGACCUGCAGCCCCAGCAGAGGCCGCCUCUUCCAGGGAGCCCCUCUGACUUCUUGGGCCCACACCACCCGGCCCCCGCGCCCCGGGGAGGGGUGGGCCACGCUGAGGGGACCUCUGCUUCCUGCUCCUUCCGGACGGCCGCGCUCGGCCACUUCCUGCUCCCGCUCCUCCGCUCGGGCCGCGCGCGGCCCGCGCCCCGGCCCUGCCGGCCGCGAACAAAGCGGCCGGGGCGCGAGGAGGAAAUCCGGGCCCCGGCGGGCGGCGGGCGGCGCGCGGCGGGCGGGGACUCACCGGGCGCCGCGUCCGGCGGGAGCGCGGGCCUAGCCGGGCCGCGGCCUCCGGCGCCCGCCUCUCCGCAUCCCAGCGGGCCGGCCGGCCGCGGCCGGGCUGGAGGCCGCGGCGGGCGCUGCUCGGGCGGGCCUCGCGCGCCGCCGGACCCGGGGCUCGUGCGCGGCCGCCGGCUGGCUCCUCGGGGCUGCGCUGGCUGCGCUGGCUGCGCUGGGCCGGCCGCCCGCCCGCCCGCCGCGCUCCGUCCCGCCGGCCCGCCCUCUCCCCGCCCCGCGCCCGCCCCGCCCGGCCGCCCGCCCACAUCCGCCUCCGCCGCCCGGGGCGCCCCCGCCGCGGGCCGGGCGGCGAGGGCGCGGCGGCGGGAGCGCGCGGCGGGCGGCCCUCGGGGCCCGGCCCGCGAGCGGAGCCCGGCCGCCGCCGCCCCGCCGCGCCGCCGGGGCCUGUCCGCGGGCCACGUCCUCUCUGGCCUCGGUUUCCCACUUGGUCCCGGGAGCUCGCCCUCCUCGGCCCAGUUCUGCCCCGACCCGGUCCGAAUCCCCCCGCUUCUGCCUGCGGUGUUGGGCGUGGGGGGUGUCGGAGGUUUCGUCAGAGUGAUCCUAAGCCCCCCACCCGGCUUCCUCACCAUUGGCGCGUCUCCAAGAGGCCCCCUGCCUGCUCCACCACCUGCUGCAAGCCCCGCACCCCGCUCCGUGAGCACCCCUCUGUCUGCGCUGGUCCAGGCUGUCUGUGCCCGUACGGAAGGUCAGUGUGAGGACCCAGCUUCCCGGCCCCCCUCAGCUGAGGUUGUGAAGAGCCCCUUAGCCAGAUAUUUCCAACAAAAACUGCUGCACUGGCCCCCGGGGGAGGAUGGCCACCUGCCCCUUCUAGAGCGCAGGGUCCUCGGGCCCUGUCACCUUCUGCAGCUGCCGGCCGUCGGGCAGGACACAGGGGCCCGUUCCCCGGGCUGCCAGGGCAUCGCCCGCGAGGUGGCCGGAGGCCAGGUCGCGGCUGCGUCUUGCGGUGCCUUGUCCUGGCGCUGGUCGGAGAGGAGCGCCCCGGAUGGCGGCGCGGCCCAGGGAAGGGGCGGCGAGGGUGACCUCAGCGGUUCCGCCGCUCCGGGAAGUCGCCUCGGCCCGCCCCCUCCAGCCCCCGCCCGGAGUUGCGCUCUCUGCGGGGCGGGGCGGGGCGAGCGGCGGGUGGUGCCGAGCCGGCCAAGUUGCAGCGCGCUCCGCCCGGGCCCUCCCCGUCCCCGUCCCGUCCCCGUCCCCGUCCCCGUCCCCGCGCCCUCCCCGCCGGGGCGCGCUGCCCGGAACUCCGCACGCGCCGGGGCGGCACCGGGGAGGGCGCGCGGCGCGGGCAGCGGCCGCCGUGGAGCUCGGGGCGGCGGAGGUGAGCGCGGGGGGCGGGCGCCCGGCUCCGCCCGCCCCGCCCGCCGGCCCGCUCCCGGCAGCCGCGCUGCCAUAAAUGGGGCCCGCGGCGGCGGCGGCGGCGGCGGCAUCUGGCGGGCCGGGCGGCGGCUGGAGGCGCGGGCCGGGGGCGGCGGCGCGGCGGCUCGGGCGUCGGGGGACGCGGCGGGCGGCCGCCUCGGAGUGAAGUUCAGGGGCGCCCCGGGCGCGGACGCGCGCAGGUCCGCUCGGCGCUGGCCCCCGCCGCCCGUGGCCCGGGACCCGCCCCCGCGGAGCCGCUUCUGUUUACUUUCGGUCGAGUUUUUCCUGCUCGGGGCAGGUGCCCAGGGCGGCUCCCGGCGGGCAGUUCCGCGCGGCGCCCGGCGCCUCUCUCCUCGCACCGCCGUCCCCGGGAGGUGCUGGUCGGGCGCCCGGGGGCGAGCGGCAGCCGCCGCGUCUCCAGGCGCGCUCACGGGCGUCCCGUUUGUGCCCAGGUGA
Molecule: messenger RNA, 2334 nt
Organism: Sus scrofa (pig)
Lineage: Eukaryota; Metazoa; Chordata; Mammalia; Artiodactyla; Suidae
Source: RefSeq, a predicted model, not a curated record